Messenger RNA from Petromyzon marinus (sea lamprey), 1524 nucleotides. Lineage: Eukaryota; Metazoa; Chordata; Hyperoartia; Petromyzontiformes; Petromyzontidae. The record is from RefSeq and is a predicted model, not a curated record.
GCCGCCGUAGCGUCCGCAGUUGCCGUGGAAACGGGAAAGCAUGGAGAUCACCGGGAGCGAAUACCGGGGAGACGAGAAGAACGGGCGGAUGGAGGGCGAGGGCUGCUACACGUUCUGCACAGGGUCGCGCUAUGAAGGCACGCUGAAGGAUGGUCUCCCCCAUGGGCAGGGCACCAUGCACUUUCCUGGACGGGGAAAGUAUCAGGCCACCUGGGAGAAUGGGCGAGUGGUCGAGGGGACAUACAUAUUUGCAGAUGGUUUGGUGUACGCAGAAGACGGCUGGUCGUACUGCACUGGAGACGAUCGCCGCUUCUACACAGAGAUCUGCAAUGGCCUCAAACCAGCUGGUCGUUCACAGCUGACAAACAUCGACCCCCCGAGGGAGAUCCCGCCGGGCUGCUACGACUGCGGCGACGGUUUCUAUGAUCCGGGGACCCGUGUGGUGUCCGACUACAAUCACGAGUUCCUCCGCAACGCAGACGACGAUGAGCACGACUGGAUUGUGCGGAACUGCCGGAAGGGUUGGGAUGAGAACGUGGGAGUGCGCAUCGUAGAUGAGCAGUAGCUUGCGGUCGAGCACGUGUGCAGUCCGCUUGGCGUCUCUCGGGACAUCUCGCCGCCGACAAACGACGUGGCUGGAUCGAAGAGGUUAUUUCCAACGAUGAUCGUACUUGGAAUAAAGCCCGUGACUACACCACAAACCUUGAACAAGCUACGGCUCCCACAAGCCAGCCAGAAAUCCCAUCAUCUGGAGAGGAAAAAGAACGCAGUGCAAAAUAAAAGUCAAGACAGAGAACCAGAUUCAGAUCUUGACAAAACAGUUCAAACACAUAAGCCCGGUAGACUGGCCUUGUUGUUUAGUGAUUGAAUCGUUGGAGCACUUUUACAAAAGAUCGGUCAGAGAGGAACAUUCGCCAACACGUGAAUCUGGCGCACAUCGUCAAUAUAUCCUAAGAAGUGAAACGUGCUUAAUACACGUGAAAAAAAUCCACAAUAAUUAUCAUUAUUAUAAUAAUUGACUACAUUUGGUAUUCGCACCAUGCUUAUAGUGUAGGGCUUUCACGAAGUUGCCCUGCAUAACAGACAUCGUGUGCAGUAGUUUCACAGUUAGGAGCAGUGUUCCUGUGUGUAAUCCCACUUGAUUGAUUUGCAGGUAAUGUCUUUAGCUCGGCAAAUUUGGACCCAUGACUCCGGCACACAAAAGCCUACUCUUUCCGAAUAAGGUCACAGGAUCUUUGACGCCCACUCUUAAGCAGACGGCACAUGUGCCACGGUUAAUACACCUUCAGUCUGACCCAAGGCCAUCUGCCGCAUUCGAACCACGAACAUCUGAAGCAAGCAACAAACAGGCUACUGCUGGGUUAUGUCACCACCCCGAAGAGACGUAUAAUCCACCUUGUUUCCCUUCAUCGUUCUGUGACAGUUCCCGCGUGUAAAGCAAGUGUGUGUGUGUGUUUUUCUAAUGGGCUUCGGUGUGCGGUUAACUUCAGAACCGGGUGAAUAAAUGGACAAGGCUGAAACCUG